CCCGGCCCUUAGCCAAACCAGACCGGGGGAAUUGCGCCCCCGAGUCAGCCGCACCUGCAGCGAGAAAAGAGCGAAAACUCGCCGCUAGCUGCCGCGAAUAAAGCGACACCCUAGCGAUAACGUAGCGACGCCUCAGACUCAUCCAUUAUGAUGGAUUAUGACAAUUGGAAAUAGUCACCAACCGAGAAGUACAGAUGUAUAAGAUGCAUUCAACCUUCCUCUUAUAGAGGCUACGACACAAUAUAGCUAUCUAUCAAGCAAAACAUCACAUUCUCACCAUCUAGAUCUCAAAUUCCUCUUCUCGCCUCAAAAGAAAAUAGACCAAUCCACCGAAGCCAUGACGCAAAAGAAAAUCGCAUUCCUCGGCGCAAGCACCGGCGUGGGUCUAGCGACCCUGAAGACCUGCCUCGCCGCAGGCCACCAGUGCAUCGCGCUGUGCCGGAACCCGGCCAAGCUGGGCGCGCACUUCGACCUCGACAAUACGCCCAACCUAGUCGUCGUGCAGGGCAACGCGCACGACAUCGCAGCCGUGUCACGGUGUCUGAAGGCGUCGGAGACCGCGCUCGUAGACGUGGUUGUGUCCACGAUCGGCGGCGCCUUCGUGCUGUCCAAGAUGACGUUGGACGACCCGCACGUAUGCGAGAAGGGCAUGUCCGUGCUUCUCUCCGCGCUCUCCCGCCUGCGAAAGGAGGGGGUAACGGGGCGCCCGCACGUAAUCGCGUGCAGCACGACGGGCAUGUCGCGCUUCGGGCGCGACACGCCGCUGCCCGUCGUCCCCUUCUACGGCGUCGUGCUGAAGGUGCCGCACGCGGACAAGCGGGCGAUGGAGGACGCGCUCGCGGCCAGCGGCGAGGACUUCAUCGUCGUGCGCGCGAGCCUGCUGACGGACGGCGAGACGGACAGGGAGGUCCGGGUCGGGAUCGAGGAUCCGGUGAAGGGGGUCGAGUCGAAAGCCAUAGGGUACACGAUCUCGCGCGAGGACGCGGGGAAGUGGGUCGCGAGGAAUUUGGUCCUGCGGAGGGAGGAGAGGUAUUGCAAUAAGACGGUGACGAUUACUUACUAGAGGAAUGUGGGGUGCAUUUGUAUUACUAGAUAGGCGGGAUGGUGAAUACUGGGAAUUGCAUUGGCCAGGCGCUCCGGGUUUGGUUCGAUGAUGAGGGCUUGGUUGAUAGACAGGCGUUAUACCCGAUGGUGUAAAGGUAAUAUAUCCUUCCACCCAAAACGGACCCCUUCAGCAUGUAAUAAAUUAGUUAAAAGGGAUUAACGUAUCAUCGAUAAGAAAAUGCACAAGUAAGCUUACCGACGUAUA
Annulohypoxylon truncatum is the source of this 1309-nucleotide messenger RNA. RefSeq names its product NAD(P)-binding protein. The transcript has a single exon. Bases 338 to 1063 code for a protein of 241 amino acids. NCBI's taxonomy places the organism in Eukaryota, Fungi, Ascomycota, Sordariomycetes, Xylariales, Hypoxylaceae. The record is from RefSeq and is a predicted model, not a curated record.